Messenger RNA from Trichoderma atroviride IMI 206040, 2259 nucleotides. RefSeq lists its product as uncharacterized. Lineage: Eukaryota; Fungi; Ascomycota; Sordariomycetes; Hypocreales; Hypocreaceae. The record is from RefSeq and is a predicted model, not a curated record. Gene Ontology annotation, cellular component: cytoplasm.
AUGGAUCUCGCGUACGACCAUAUCCAGGAAGAGGCCUAUACUAAGAAUACCGAGGAGUCGGGGGAAAGCUCGAAGCAGGACCAGUCGGAGAAUUCCCUGAACAAUGAUAUCCAGGAAGCUUACAAGGCCAUAUCUGCAAGCCCAUGGGGUGCCAAGAUUGGAGGAUUCUUUGGAAAUGUAAUCAAACAGGGCGAAUCCGUCUACACCCAAGCUUCAAAGGAGUUCGCAGAGGUCGGCGAAGAUGCGCAAAAGGGAUUUACUAGCCUGCGAGAAACCAUCGUCAAUAGGACUCGCUCGCUCUCCCUAACUACCAUCAUCCCCGACAUGUCUGCUGGCAAUGAUGCCGAAGAAAGCCAGAAGACACCAACCAACGCAACGGCCCCGGCGACUGGGGAAGAGUCCGAGACUGUGCUUACGCGACUAAGGACUGAGGCCGGAAAGCGCUUGAAGGAUCUUCAGCGCGCUGAGGAUGCUGCAGACGAAGCGUUACUUAAAUUUGGAAGUAACAUUCGAGAUUUCCUGCGAGAUGCGAUCAGCGUUGCACCUCCAGAUGAGUCGGCCGAAAACAGCCAAGUCAUGUUUGAGAGCAAGGAUGCCCAGGGAAAGCGGGUGAUUCACACUUCGAGAUUCGACGCACAGCUUCACGUUAUCCACACAUCGACAGAGAGCUUUACCAAAGACCCAUCUGCUGAGGAAUACGAACAAUGGACGGAGGGCUUUGAUAUUGAUAAGAAGACGGAGGACAUUAGCGGCGACCUAGCAAAAUACCCCGAGCUGCGCGCAACUAUGGAGAAACUUGUGCCCGACCAGAUUCCUUACGCCGACUUCUGGAAGAGAUAUUACUUCCUGCGUCAUGGAAUCGAGACAGCUGAAUCUCGACGAAGGGAUCUCCUCAAAGCUGCAUCCGCUGAAGAUGAAGUAGCCUGGGAUGACGACGACUCGGAGGAAGAGGAAGAUGAUUCGGAAGAGGAUGAUGAAGAAUCCGAGAAACCUGCUCUCACCAAGAAGCCGAUUGCCGAUGUCAAGGGAAAGAGGCCCGACUCUAUCGCUUCAUCAACCACAAUCCAGUCGCCGAAACCUGAUGAGUCAAGGAAAUCCAACGAUGAAAAAUCCGAAGCUGAGACCGAUGCUAGCUAUGAUGUUGUCGGCGCGGCCUCAGGAAAGACGAGCCAGAUACCUACUCAGACGCCAAAUAGUCCCAAAGACCCCAAGAAAAAGGGAAAGAGCGCUGACAGUGACGAGGAGGAUGAUAGCGAUGAGGAGAGCGAGGGCGAAGACAGCGACGAAGACUGGGAGUAAUCCUGUGCCGCGUCUACUCCAUAUAUCUGUGUGCAUAAUCUGUUUCCUAGCACUUGGGCAAUUUGGCGUUUGGCUUUGCUAUCGCUUAUUCGGUAUGUCGAGUCAGCACAGCGUCGUGUGGUGUACCUAUUGUUUUUGGAUCAUGUCGAGUGGGAUAUUCUCCCGUGGCGGUAGCUUCCUGGCCCAGGUUUUCUGCUAUCCUAGGUCUACCUCUUCUUCUUGGUGACCAUGGUAAAGCCAUCCUCGUCGACUUCCGGGGCAGGCUUUUCCUUACGGACAGAUACCAGUGGUGGUGCCUCGUCCAUAUCCACAUCGCCUCCGUUGUCUCCAUCGUCCUCGUCGCUGUCUCCAGACUCCCAGUCUGUAUCUUGGUCCUGAUCCUCGGCUUUCUUGAACAUUUGAUCCACCUUGUUGGCCGUCCGAUUCGCGAAUCGUUCGUUCAGGGUCUUGACCUCGUCGCUGAAGUCACCGAUAGCACAUUGUGAUCUCGCUUUGACGAUGGAUCUAGCAACCUCCAGGCCAGAAUCAUCAUCGAUGUUGACCUCGAACUCGUCGAUCAUCACUUGCAGCAGCACUGUCUCAACGUCUUCCAUGUCCGGUUCGUCAGCGGCAUUGGUGGCUUUGGCGGUCUCUCCGGGCUGCGCAUCGGUAAACUCAGAGAAGAGGUCGACGACGGCGCCAGCAAACCAAUCUCGUUUGUCUGAAGAGUCGGGUCCUCCCCAGUUAUUCUGUACCGAGAGGGUCAGGGCCGGCCAUAGGUGUAGGGCGCAUGCGACGGCUUGCUCGAAGUUGGACUGUCGGGUUGCUGUAAUUACUCAGAGUCAAUAAAAGGAUACUCCAUAGUCUGAUCAUUAUCCUAGAUCCCACUCACCAGCCGGCGGCAGUUCUGUCGCGUCUGUAGAUGCCAUGAUUUCUGAUAAUGAAUGUAUUAAGCGGGGAUAUGGAGGGGCUCAAAAUGGC